This is a messenger RNA of Mytilus californianus (California mussel), 7211 nucleotides long. Its product is annotated as syntaxin-binding protein 1-like. The transcript has 16 exons. Bases 110 to 1954 code for a protein of 614 amino acids. Lineage: Eukaryota; Metazoa; Mollusca; Bivalvia; Mytilida; Mytilidae. The record is from RefSeq and is a predicted model, not a curated record. Gene Ontology annotation, cellular component: plasma membrane; secretory granule. Gene Ontology annotation, biological process: intracellular protein transport; vesicle-mediated transport; neurotransmitter secretion. Gene Ontology annotation, molecular function: syntaxin binding.
UAUGAACUUGUGGAAUUUAUUCACAAGAGAUAUUUUUUUACACGAAUAUAUCAACAAUUUCGUUAUUUUUAUAGGUUAAUUAUUCAGUGCGGGACAUUAGAAAUUCAAGAUGGCGCUGAAAAUAGCAGUGCACGAAAAGAUCACAAAUGAUGUUAUUCUGGCAGUUAAGAAACCAAAUGAGUGGAAGGUUUUGGUGGUGGACCAGCUUAGUAAACGGAUGAUCUCUAGCUGUUGUAGAAUGUGUGAGAUUAUGUCUGAGGGAAUCACAUUGGUAGAAGACAUUAAUAAACGGAGAGAACCACUUCCUCUUCUUGAAGCAGUUUAUCUUCUGACUCCAAUAGAAAAGUCUGUUCGUGCUCUGAUGGUAGAUUUCCAGAAUCCCAACAACACACAGUAUAAAAGUGCUCAUGUGUUUUUCACUGAAGCAUGUCCAGAUGAGCUGUUUAAUGAGUUAUGCAAAUCUUCAUCAGCCAAGUUUAUCAAGACAUUAAAAGAAAUAAACAUAGCAUUCCUCCCGUCAGAAUCACAGACUUACUCCUUAGAUUCUAGAGAAACUUUUCAGUUUUAUUAUAACCCAUUACGUACCGCCGGACGUACCAUCAACUUGGAAAGAUGUGCUGAACAAAUAGCCACACUGUGUGCCACAUUAGGGGAAUAUCCUGCUGUCAGAUACAGAAGUGAAUUUGACAAGAAUGCUGAGUUUGCUCAAAUGGUACAACAAAAAUUAGAUGCCUAUAGAGCAGAUGACCAUACUAUGGGAGAGGGCCCACAGAAAGAUCGAUCCCAGUUGUUAAUUUUAGAUCGUGGAUUUGAUCCAAUAACACCAUUAUUACACGACCUACAUUUCCAAGCCAUGGCUUAUGAUCUACUGCCCAUUGAAAAUGAUGUUUACAAAUAUGAAAAUAAUGUUGGAAAUGAUGUAGUUGAAAAAGAGGCACUGCUAGAUGAGACAGAUGAAUUAUGGGUAGAACUUAGACAUCAACACAUUGCCAUAGUAUCACAACAAGUAACAAAACAGUUAAAACAAUUUGCUAAGGAUAAAAAAAUGACAGAUGGAGAAAAAGCCAAUAUUAGGGAUCUAUCUCAGAUGUUAAAGAAAAUGCCUCAAUAUCAGAAAGAAUUAAGUAAAUACUCAACACAUUUACAUCUAGCUGAAGACUGCAUGAAAAUCUACCAGAAACAUGUUGACAGAUUGUGUAAAGUAGAACAGGAUUUAGCAAUGGGAACAGAUGCUGAGGGAGAGAAAAUAAAAGACCAUAUGAGAAAUAUUGUACCUAUAUUAUUAGACCAACAUAUAACGGCAUACGAUAAAAUAAGAAUAAUAUUAUUAUAUAUAAUACAUAAAGGAGGUAUCUCAGAUGAAAAUUUAUCCAAAUUGGUUCAGCAUGCGCAGAUUCCGCAGGAAGAGAAGUGUAUUAUAACUAACAUGCAAAACUUAGGAGUACCGAUCGUACAAGAUGGCCAAGGUAAAAACUUGAGUGGAAUUUUAGAUGAUUGUUCUAGUUACGGGACAUUUCAGUCAAUAGCCCAGGGUGGCAGAAAGAAGGCAUCACAACCGUAUCAGCCAUUUAACAGGAAAAAGCAAAUAGAAGGGACAUACCAAAUGUCUCGGUGGACACCAUACAUCAAAGAUAUUAUGGAGGAUGCUGUUGAAGAAAAGUUGGAUAACAGACAGUUUCCAUUCCUCUCUGGUGGUGCUCCAAGAUCAGGAGGAUUUAAUAAACCUACCAUAAGUAGUGCUAGAUAUGGGGUUUGGCACAAAGAAAAAGUCCCCCCAAGCUACAAGAGUGGACCAAGACUGAUCAUCUUUAUUAUGGGAGGUUGUUCCUAUGCUGAAAUGAGAACAGCAUACCAGGUGACACAGUCAUGUAAAAAUUGGGAAGUUUUAAUAGGUGCUACUCAUUUAUUAACACCUGAAGGUUUCCUGGAAGAUUUGAAAACUGUAAGCAACUGAUGAAAUGGCAUAGUAAACCAGAUGGACGAGAACUGAUGCAACCAAAAACAUAACAUAUAUAGAUGUUGUAUAACUGUGUUGUUAAAGAUUGUUAUACAUUUCUAUAAGACGGUGUUGUCGUUUAUCCUAGUGAUAUGUAUUCAAGCUGCUUAUAGAUGUGAUACGGAUGGACACAUAGAAUUAUUAAAAAAAAAAAUUUUCAUUUUAUGUGUGUAAAAUAAGCUGAUAAUUAGCUUUUUUUCAUGCAUACCUUAGAAUUAUUUAACAUUGAUAGUUCAAACACCAAAGUGGCUGUCUACAAAGUUUAUAGUUAUAAUAAGUGUUAGGUCGUAGCUUGUGUACUUUCAUAAAACAGGAAAUUCUUGAAAUCCUCUGGUCUUAUUGUUACAUUUGGGAGACUUGUUUAACAGAUCUUUUGUUGCCUCUCAGCAGAAGACUUGGUGAUACAUCAAUGGUUUAUUUUAUGAUAGGUAUACAUUUUAAAUUUAUAAAAUGAAUAUCCUGGAAAACAGGAAUUUCCUGUUGAAUUAGUAUCCAUGGAAUCAUUUAAAUUGACAGUAUUUAAUUUCCAUUUUAAUGGUAUCUAUCAUGUCUUUUCUUCUCCAUCAUGCUAAGAUGAUAUUUUUUAUAUACAUUGGAAUUCAUCCUCAUUUUUGUUAUAGAUUUUGCAAAACCUAAUUCAGUUCAAUGUUUAAACUCUUAAUCUAUUUCAUAUUGAUUCAAGUGAUUUUACCUAAGUUCUCCUUGAGCAAUUUUGAUUUUAAUAACAAUCCAUUUUUGAUAGCUCUUGAUAGAAUUAGAUUAAUCUUACUUAAGUGGACUAGGUUGAGAUGUUUUCAUGGUGAGAAGCGAGAAUUUUUAAUCAUUUCAAUUAUUCUGUGAUAUUAAACAUUCCUGUUGUAAAGUUACAUACAGUUUUAAUCAGUAUGAAAAGUAUAUUUCAUUUUUUACUGACAUAUAUAAAGUAAUGAUGUUCUUGGCAUUGUCAAAAAUAAAGGUUCUUGGCAGUAUUAAGUAUAAAUGUUCUUGGCAGUGUCAUGUACUAAUGUUAUUGGUAGUGUCAAGUAUAAAUGUUCUUGGUAGUGUCAAGUACUAAUGUUAUUGGUAGUGUCAAGUAUAAAUGUUCUUGACAGUGUCAAGUUCUAAUGUGCUUGGCAGUAUCAAGUUCUAAUGUGCUUGGCAGUGUCAACUUCUAAUGUGUUUGGCAGUGUCAAGUUCUAAUUUGCUUGGCAAUGUCACAUACAAAUGUUCUUGGCAGCGUCGAGUAUAAAUGUUCUUGUCAGUGUCAUGUCUUAUUAUGCUUGGCAAUGUCAAGUACUAAUGUUAUUGGCAGCAUCAAGUGAAAACAUUCUUUACAGUGUCAAGUAUAAAUUUCUUGGCAGUGUAAAAAAUACAGUAAUGAUCUUGGCAGUGUCACAAAUAAAUGUUCUUGGCAGUUUCAAAUAUUAGUGUUCUUCACAGUGUAAAAAAUUAAUACAAUGUUCUUGGCAGUGUCAAGUACAUUUUUGCUAGUGGUUUGUAGGUAUAAAUUUCCAUGGCAGUGUCAAAAAAAAUGUUCUUGGCAAUGUCAAAUAUUGGUGUCAUCUACUGUGUCAAAUAUUUAUUAAUGUUCUUGGCAAUUAUAAAAUAUCAGAGUUCUUGGCUAAUGAGCAGAUGGAAGGAAAUUGUAAUUGCAUUAUUAUUAAAUCAUUUAUUAUGUUUAAGACAGAAAAUUGUAAUAAGGAUUAGGUCCAAUAUGUUAAUGUUUUACACUAAAUAGGCAGUCCAGCUAAAGCUAGCAACAACAAUAGUUCAUUGCAACCACAAGUCCUAUUUGAUCCUGACAAUCUUGGCCUAAAUUUACUCUGGAUAGAUUAAAGAAUUUUUAAAUCCUCAAACUCCCAUCUGUUGUACAUGAUUUACAACGUUUUCAACAACUGUCAAUUUAUUAGUCAUAUUUUAAUAUUUGUUAAAUUUAGUAAUAAUAGUAUUGUAAAUAUUUAUAUAUAAGUAUUGAAUAUUUUUUCACAUUUUCUGGAUGAUAAAUAAACGUCACAGUAUAUAAAAGGACAAGGAUUUAUAACCGUGAAAAUAAAUAAAACCAAUAACACUAUUUGAUAACAUUUAUCGCAGUUAAAAAAAGAAUCGUAAUUAUGAUUAUCUUUUUUUAAAGAUAAUUAAUAAAAAUGAUAAAAAUCUUAAUAGCUUUAUAGAAUGCCAAAAAUAAACUUCAUUGUUGCAUCAUCAACGUUAUUUAAUGGUCUAUAUUCAAAGCUUGUGGACAGAAAGAAGAUAUUUGCCAAUCAAUCAAUUACAUGUUACUUGUAACCAGUCUGUAAAAUGAAGUAAAAAAUAGGACAAUUUAAAGAGAUACCUUGGUUCAGAAAGAUAAUUCUUUAAUCAGUGCUCUGCUUCAUCCCAUAUGGAUUUUACUAAUCCUCUAUGGAUACGUGGGGGUCAGUAGCACUAUGGAUCCGUGGGGGGUCAGUAGCAAACCAUAUAACUUAUGAUCAGUUUUUAUGUUGGUUUCAUCUAUGCUUUUUAAGCAUUUUUUGAAAAACAGAAUUAAAACAAUCUCGGGAAAACAACAUUUGUGUUGUGUAUUUAUCAUCCAGACAAUCUAUUGGCUUUGGCAUUAUAUGUGUGUAUAUACAAUUCUGUGUGGAGUUCUAGUGCAAUAUUUUCUAUGUUAUUCUUUUCUACACAGCAUUGUACACGUUUUUAGUGUUAAUUAUGUAUAUUUAGUCUUUGUUAUUCUUGUAUAUUAAUCUGUUUAAUUUGUCUACAAUCACAUUGUCUUGUUCUGUGUGUUUAUAGGAUGAUUAUAUAUCUUGUCAUUAAGGAUUUACCCGUACUACAUUAUGGUCAAUUUUCAUGAAUAGGGAGCUGCCAUUUGAUUUUUAUGGGUGGCUAGGAUGAAAAAUUUUGUCCUGCAUUUUUUUUUAGUUGUAAUCUCUGUCCAACUUUUUUAUUUUUCACUCUAUUCGGUCCUGCAUUUUUUUUUCAGUUUAUCCUGACUUUUUUUACAUAAAUUGUCAUACUGCCUUUUUUUUUUCAAAGUGUCUCAUCCUACCUUUUUUUUUACUCAAAACUCCUGUCCUGCCUAUUUUUUUCAAAUUUCAUCCUAGCCCCCCAUACAAAUCAAAUGGUAGCUCCCUUAUGCUAGAUUUUCAGAUUUUGAAACAUGUAGCCAUUUUCAGGUAUUUCAGACAUAAACUGACCAUGUAAUUAUUUUAAAAAGACCUGGAAAUUCUUUGCAAAGGGAAUGUCAUUACUUUGGAAAAUUUGUUAAUUCUCUUCUAGUUAAUUUUUAUAGAGGAUUGAAACAGUUUCUAUGGGGUUUAAUUUUUGUUUUUAUUUAUGUUUGUUUGAAAUAAAGUAACAAACUUAUGAUCAGUUUUAUUUUUUUCAAAAUUUAUUAAUAUGUGAUGGCUAUAGUGGCCUAUAUACAUUAAAACAAAGAUGUUUCAUAAUUUUGAAAUUUUAUAUCACUCUCUGUUAAAAUGAUAUUAAAGUACAAAUCCAUCUUAAAUCAUGCUAAAGGUGAUUCAAGGCUGGAAAGUCUACAAAUAUUUAUUUCAAUAUGCCAAGUUAAAAGGAUAGCUGCAUACUACUAAUUUUAACCUAAAUUAAAGGAAUAUAAAUUAUAGAGAAUGCACUAGGAAAUCAGUGAUGGAAGACAACUUCUUUUUCUGCAGUUCAUUUCUUUGUAACUUUUGAUUCGAUUUUGGAACUUUUAAAAACAGGCAAAAUAGAAAAACCAAUGUUCAUUCCAUGAUGUGUACACAACAGUAAGUAAAACAUCAAAUUUAAAUAUUUGUAGGCUUUAUUCAUGUGAAUCACUUAGUUUGAUUAUGAUAUGGACUGAUACUUUUAAAAACACUUACGAGAAGAAGUAAAAAAUAGCUAAAUAUUACUAUAUAGUAUGGAAAUAUAAAGAAAUAGAGUAUUGAUCAUUAUAUUAUUUGUUAUUUAAUGCAUUUAUCCUUGUCUCAGCAUUUACCGUGUUAUACUGCAGUUUUACUGUUAAAUUUGAGCUAGUUGUCAGUUGUAAGACAAAAUCCAUUUGACUUCUGAUAUCUCAAGCAUAGAAUUGUAUAAAUUUAGGACAAGCGGAACCUCAUGAAAAAUUAUUUUUGAAAUUUAGUGCAAAAAUGAAUUGGUCCCAUCAAGAUUAAAAAUUUAAAGUCUUUUUUCCAAAUGAAAACAAUUUUAUAGGAUUACAGGUUUCUUUUAUUUUAUUAAAUGUUUGGUUACCAUUAUCAAGACUUCGAAAAAAAACAAGAAAGGAUAAGUUAUGCUUAUUUAUAAUUUUUAUGAAAGAGAAUAAUUUUUUUAUGAUCUAUAAUCACUGUCUAUAAGAAUAUUAAAGUAAGUAUUCUUAAGAUCUGAAAAAAGUAAGACAUAAUAAUGAAUACUUUAAUUGGAGAGUAAGGUUACAGCUUUACGUAAACAAGUUGAUGUAGUAAUUAUGGUUAUGAUAUCUUAUUAUAGCUUUAUAAACAUCUGUAUCUGAUUUCCUUUCGUAAGUUAUAGAUGAAUAUGGUCAUUCUUUAGAAGUCAUAUACUUAGGUUGUAACCAAUGUAACGGGAAGAAAAUGUCUAAAUUGAUCUUAAUGUGAAACUUCUUAGUGCCAGCGAGAGAAACUUAUCUCAGUUAUUAAUAAUUUUAAACAAAGUGCAAUGUAUAAAAUAUGUUUUUCUCUUUUUGAAAUACAUGUAGUUAAGUUAUAAUGCUAUUGAAAUAGCUAUAAUUAUCUGUAUAACCUUACAGCAUUAUAAUACAAAUAGCUGUAAUUUUCUUCCUUACCUUAUGGCCUUUUGUCCCACCUUGGACGAAGAGGAUAGGUAGGUAGGUAGGUGUCUUUAUAACCGGUUAAAACCAUUAGAUAAUUAGAGAUUAGAAGUCAUUUUCAACUUUCCUUCCUGCGGUAGUUUAAAAGAGAAGUAACAGUACAUUUCCAUCUGAAUUUUGCUUUAAACUUGGCUAUGUAGUAUGUAAUUGAAAUCCAAAGAUAACAGACAUCCCUCCUGAUGUGAGGAACUUAUUUUCUGAUUUAUUUUGUUGACAUUGCAAUAGCGCGAAUGCUUUCUCUUUCUGGGAGAAAAUGUUCAUUCCAGAGGACGAGAAAAUAAUGUUAACAAAGAAAAAUAGUUGAUUGUGUAGAGUGAUAUGUUAUAUCUCUUAAAGUUAUUUAAUGUUUUAUUAUAAAGAAUUGCUUUAACUUUUUUUUAACUUACUCUACUGUAAUAGGAGAAAUAAAUGACAUAACUAAUG